Molecule: messenger RNA, 2783 nt
Organism: Astrephomene gubernaculifera
Lineage: Eukaryota; Viridiplantae; Chlorophyta; Chlorophyceae; Chlamydomonadales; Astrephomenaceae
Source: the annotation of a GenBank genome assembly
UUGUCGUGCAGCUCGAGUGGCACAAUCGAUGACCAUUACGUCAGAUGCCAUCGACCUGAAGGCAAGUGUCUUCACUCCUGCUUAGGAGUUGGGGCUGCUCCCACUUGCCAACCAGACGCACAGGGCACUUCGCCAAGGCUACUUUUCGCUUUCCAGUUAAUUUUAAGGAAAAGCACUCCGACACUUACGCGAAGAAAGUUACUUUUUUCACAGCUAACGUGAUGCUGUCUUUGCGGCCAAAGCUAUGUGGAGGCCAACUAGGUCUAAGGGCAUGUCGGGCUCCGACCCCGGUUGCCUGUAUUCACCGACCAGCCAGACGCUGCUUCCAAAAGAUUGACGCUUUAUACCAUAAUCCAGGGCCACGUGACUCAGGGCGUGCAAAAGGAGCUCAGCAAUCCCUGCAGCGCGUUCUCGACCUCGUGCAAAGCGGUGAACGGGAUGCAUUGGUUGACUACUUCGCGACGUCAAACCUCACCGACACGCCCUCGCUUCGACUGGCCAGUGGCUGUGAAGUAAUGGUGUUCGAGGACGUCCUGGAACGGAUGCUGCUGCAGUUCCCCAGCCGCCACUUCUUGGAUAGCUACGCCAUCCGACAUCUCAUCCUAUCUUCGCCAGCAUCGACACAGGUGCUGUCUGGCCUCAUGUUGGGUCCCAACAAGUACGUCCAGCGCAUGUCCGUCACCUCUCCCUCGGGCGAGAGCUGCAUCCUCACCUUCACCAUGACCGCCACCCAACCGUCACAACCACCAGCGCCAACAGCAGGGACGGCAGCAGCAGCAGCUCCCUCCGAGCCCGUAUGGCGGCUCAGCAGCGUGCGGGGCGAGCCCCUGUACGGCAGCGGUAGUACGGGUGCCGUACAGCCCAGCGGUCCCAGUCCGGAGCUCUCACCGGAGCAGAUUGUGGAGGCUCAGCUGGCGGCCCUGCAGCGCAAGGAUGUGUCGGCCGCCUUCCGCUUCCUGAGCCCCGCCAGUCAGAAGAUCAUGGGCGACGAACGCACGUUUGCUGAGAACCUGGCGCGGCACCGGCGGUACGGCGGGCUGCUGGGGCACAUGUCGGCCAGCAGUGUACGGCGCUGCGUGGCGCAGCCCCGCACCUACAUGGAGAUCGUGUCGGUCACCUCGGCAAGCGGAACUCGCUUCGUCUUCUGCUACAUCCUCAGCCUUGACACCCACUCGCAGCAGCCUAGCGCCUUCUCCGCCUCCACAGCCUCGCCCGAGGGCGCUACUUCCGCUUCCUCCGGCCCGGAGGCCGCAGCCGCCCCUCCCGACGCCCCAACCUCGGGAGAGACCCAUGGGUCGGCCGUGGGUCCCUACUGGGCCAUUGAUUUCGUUAAGGUGGUGGAUGAUCCCCGUUUGUUGGCAGCGGUGGAGAACAGUCGGGCAGCGCAGCAGCAGCAGCGGAGGGGGCAGGGACAGCAGCCGCCGGAUGCCGCGGAGUGAGGAGGAGGGGGGUGGCGUUGGGUAUGGUGUGGUCAAGGGCGUAUGGCACAACCGCGGUACGUCGUGCUAUUUGUUGCUGUGAGUGGCCGGCUGAACCAUGCAGGUUAGGAAGAUCGGGUGAUGAUAGUGGGUUUGGGUUGUACUGGUUUAGUCGUGUAUUUUGUAGAUGAGCACUCUAUCGUUGGGUCAUAACGCCUACAAUGCACCUGUCCUUGCGGCCAGUGUUGGUCCAUCCCGUAUUGGGGGCAAGAGAAGAGAAUUGUAGUUGUGUUUGCUUUAUCAUUUGCAUUAGCAUGCACUUGUUUUUGGUGGUUGACUUCGCAUCGUGCGUGGUACUAUCCGGGCUGUUAGUUUGUUGGUUUGUAUGGUGUAUUAUUUGCCCCUCAAAACUCCUGUACGUUGGGUUGUACGGCGCUUGAACUCUGGACUGUCGGCGGAGCCUCGGAGAGGAGGGCGGCUCAUAUUCUGCCACCGCUCCUGAACCUCUUUCCGGUGUGACUUGUUGCUAUUCCCCUGUGUGGGGUGGGGAGGGGUGAACCGACGAUAUUGUGUCGGCACACCGUGUAUCAGUAUGCCCGAGCAUCGUCAAGUCGACAUCCAUUGAAGAGUUCGUGGGUGUGUAUUUGAGUACUGCGAUUUCAGUAAGCUUUGCACCCCGUCUGUGUUUGCGCAUGUCUCAGUGUAAGCUAUAUUAAUUGGGCCUUCGUUGUCAUCUUGGCUUAUUUUAAAGGGGUUGAAUGCAUAGUUGUUGCAAUGUUGGGCUUGUUUAAUCAAUACGCUAAACUUUUUAUUGGGAAUGGUAUCUCCUUGUCGAUUGCUUGUUUCAAUGAAUCUUCACACACACACCCUGCUUGCUACCAUGAGGGGUUGCUGCUCGCUUGGGGUUUGGAGUAUGUGUAUUUUGUGGUGGCGUCCUCGUCACGCGGAUUGGUCCUUUGCUGCCCUGAGCUGACCUAACCAGAAAUAUCCACUGAGGGAGGACACCAGCGAGGCAACAACUGUGACCAUGUGGCGGGGAAGCUCGUGAGUCCGCUUGCUUGGGGAUCUACCUGGGCUGGGAGAUGCCUAACAGGCACGCCACCUGCAUUGUGGAGGGCACGAUGAGCCACGGAAUGCUGGAAUUAAAGCUGUUGCGCUGACAGGGGUGUGCACAAAUAGGCGGGCGGACAGCAGCGUUGCUCGGCGUGAUAGUCAAAAUACUUUCAUGGCACCGGUGCCGUAUCCAAUGUGGGUGCAUUACCCCAUGUUCCUGCCGUACGCAGCAAACAAGGUGUUCCAUCCUGGGCCAGCAACAAUAGGUGUUGUUACCCGCCACUAUCCACCACUUGCAAACACAUGACGAGC